Clarias gariepinus (North African catfish) is the source of this 3357-nucleotide messenger RNA. RefSeq names its product WD repeat containing, antisense to TP53 (gene wrap53). Gene Ontology annotation, molecular function: RNA binding; protein binding. The transcript has 12 exons. Gene Ontology annotation, biological process: Cajal body organization. Gene Ontology annotation, cellular component: Cajal body. The record is from RefSeq and is a predicted model, not a curated record. NCBI's taxonomy places the organism in Eukaryota, Metazoa, Chordata, Actinopteri, Siluriformes, Clariidae. Bases 497 to 2080 code for a protein of 527 amino acids.
GAUAAUGGCGGCGUCCUGGGUGUGUAAACACGCAGCACGGGUUUCUCAUUAUUACAGGAUUCAGCUAUAGAAUAGAUAGAAACACGCGGUGUGUAUGCAUAUAAAAAUAAAACUGAUAGGAGGAAGUCUUUAAGGCAUUGUGGAUGCAGCCUUUACCCUAAAGUCUUUUCAGUUUCCAUGGAUCCUCUCAGAUGGCAUUAAUAUUCACCACGUUUUUCCUUCUGACAUCCCUGUGAAAGCACUGCCAGGGGGCAGACACACACUGCCUGCUCCACAUCAGACCUGCAGACUAAAGUGCAAGCAGAGAAUCCAGCAGGACUUCCUUCUUCAUUUGUCUUCAGGGUUCAGUUUUGCACCAUCAUCUCAAACAUCAUCCUAAUGCCCAGUCUUCUAUCUGGGAGAGAAACUACUAUACAAACACCAUCUGAAGGUUUCUCCCACACACUUUUUUUAGACUCUUCACUAACCCUAACCCUUCACACCUCUGUGUGUGAGUAUGUCAGAUCCUGGAACGUUCAGUGACACGGCAAGUUUAGGAGGAACAGGACAGGAGGCAGAAACUGUUGGAGAUCCACCGCACAAUGAACCUCCUUCACCCUGCCCUGAACAGGAGGUGCAGCCAGUUACCAAAGAUCCAUCGCAUGAUGAAGGGAUGGAGAUAGACUUUGAUAAGCCUGAUCCAUGCACAGAGACAAUAACAGGAGGCAGUGAUGGUCAGGAUGCUGGAGGAAUCCAGGACAAAGAGGAUACUAGAGAAAGGCCUGGGCAAUUGACACACACAGAUGAAAAGUGGCAAGAAAAUGAAGAAACACUCACUGGGACUGAGGAGAGAGAGAGCGAGUUAGAAGAUAACCAGGAAAACACUAACACAGAACCCACGGAGUAUCAGCCUCAAUACCUAGGCCUGGAUUUCAGUCAGAACCUCCAGAUGUUAACAGGAUCAUGGGCAGAAUACACACAGACUACAGAGAACUACCUCAAAGGCUGCAAAUGGGCUCCAGAUGGUUCCUGUAUCCUCUCAAACAGCGCAGAUAAUGUGCUGCGUGUGUAUAAUCUCCCGCCCGAGCUCUACAGCAGCAGCUGGGAUCUGCUCUCAGAGAUGAGUCCAGCGCUGAGGAUGACUGAAGGAGACACCAUCUAUGACUAUUGCUGGUUUCCAAAGAUGAGUUCUUUGGAUCCAGACACCUGCUUUAUCGCUAGCAGUAGCCGUGACAACCCAGUCCACAUAUGGGACGCUUUCCAUGGCAACCUCCGCGCAACCUUUCGACCCUACAACCACCUGGAUGAGCUGACGGCGCCCCAUUCGUUGUGUUUCACUCCAGAUGGCUCGCAGCUUUAUUGCGGAUUUGAUAAGACCGUGAGGGUGUUCUACACCGAGCGCCCUGGCCGGGAUUGUGAGCAAAGGCCUACCGUCGUAAAGAAACAUGGCCAGAGUGGUAUAAUCUCAUGCAUGGCAUUUAGUCCAUCUCAGCCUGUGUAUGCUUGCGGUACAUAUUCACGCACGGUGGGUUUAUACUCAUGUGACGACGGAUCUAUGUUGGCCCUCCUCCCCCAACGCCACCAUGGUGGAGUCACACACCUGCUCUUCUCACCUGAUGGUAACCAUCUGUACACAGGCUCCCGUAAGGAUACAGAGAUCUUGUGUUGGGAUCUCAGAGACCCGGGUCAGAUUCUGUUCUCACUACCAAGAAUAGUGAGCACCAACCAGCGCAUUUACUUCGAUCUAGAUCCGUCUGGCCGGUACCUUGUGAGCGGAGACACGGAGGGAGUGAUGUCGGUGUGGGACAUACUCACAGCCCCUCCUGAUGCUAAUGAAGAGGUGCUUAGACCGGUGCUUCAGUUUCAGGCUCAUACAGACUGCGUUAAUGGCAUCAGUGUUCAUCCUUUUAUGCCAUUAGUGGCAUCCUGCAGUGGUCAGCGUCAGUUCACGUGGCCCGGAGACAGCGAUGACUCAGACUCCGAGGAGGACAGGAUGAUGACAUCCAGAGACAUCAAAAAGGACAAUGGGCUCGUGCUGUGGUGGGCAGGGCCACUGGGAUCAACCGGUGAACAGGGGCAGGAAGAAGGGAGCACGACUUGAGAGCUUAAACCUGAGCCAAGAGUUGCAAACAGCCUUGAUUGCAUCGAUGACUGUGGAAGGAAUGUGUGUGCCGCACAACAUUCUUUUAGAGACACUUUUACGAACAAUGAGCUGAAGACUUCAGUGAGGAGCUUGUAAUGUGUUUUAAAGUGAGGUCUUUCACAGAUUAGGAUGGAAUGUAAAAGUUGAAUUAAUUAAUAAAAAAAGCAAAGACCUAAGCCAGACCGUGAACUUUUUUUCAACCCAUUAGUGAAUUAGUUCAGUUUAAUGUGACCAAAUGCUUUUAGCUUUUUGUUUUGUUUUUGUUAAGGGAAUUGGAUUCUCUUUAGUGCUUGUGUUGCACAGAUUGCUCCUCAUUAGUGAUUUUAAUUGUUGUUUAUUUAUUUUUUCUUAACUCGCAGUGUUUGCUAAUUGUUUAUGGCAAAUGUAGGGGGAGAAAAAGGCUUUCUCCUCUUUUGAGAAGUAGAAAAAGACUUUUCCAUGAAUACCAAGUUUUUUAAAUGGUCAUGCUGGAGAUAUGGAGACGAAGCAAACACUGAAUCACUGCUUGGCAUUUGGUGUACUUUCUUCUUCGCUGCUCUCCCAAUCUAAUUCUUCUGCUCCAGUGAGACGAUGCAACAUUUAUUACAUCUUCUGUGUGUUGUUCGGCCCUGUGCAUCUGUAAAUCAUGUUUUUUUUUUACUUAAUGCUAACAUGGAGAGUUUUAUGUCUUGAGCCGCCCCUUAUUUCUUCAUAUUUUGCUACCAAAGAGCCAGACUUUAUUGUAUUUUUAAUGUAGUCUCGAGGAGUAUUUUUCUAGGCUUCCUAAAGGACUUCUUUGGCUCUAAUUUCUGGCUCACAUUUUUACCCCAGUCCCUAUACCUGAACAAUUUCAGAGGAAUGUUUUUGGUUUGUUAAACCACACAGUGAACUGUGAAUCAUUCAAGCAUAAAAAAAAAGUCUAACUUAAGUCCUGAACCAUUGAGAAAAACGUGUAAAUGAUGACGGAUGUUCGGGUGAUUAGCAUAUUGCUGAUGUGGAUGAAACAGACGAGAGGGGAAAUGAGGUUUCUACUGAGGUUAUUUCAAACAACCAAUAAAAUAUUUGAGCACUUUGCAGCCUAUUUCAUUAAAAAAAUUGUUCCAGUUUCUUUAAUUUAAUCUAAAUAUAAAAUCAUUUCAUUUAAUAUGAGGAAGGGGUGGUUCAAGACAAAGUAAAAACAGCUCUUGAGAGAUAUUUUUUUUGCUCUACAUCCCCACUGAGUCUGGAUGCCCACACAGAUGGACUGUGAUUGUAGU